Zea mays is the source of this 1144-nucleotide messenger RNA. RefSeq lists its product as uncharacterized. Bases 86 to 1126 code for a protein of 346 amino acids. The record is from RefSeq and is a predicted model, not a curated record. The transcript has 5 exons. NCBI's taxonomy places the organism in Eukaryota, Viridiplantae, Streptophyta, Magnoliopsida, Poales, Poaceae.
GUCCCUGAUCACCAAAUCAGACCUUACUCAAGUACUGUGUGAAAACUUAACUAAGCCAUUCCACCGUCCAUGAUAGGGUUUCUUUAUGGAGAACGGAGAACCAACAGAAACAGAUCAGAUGGAACAUAAUGAUGGACGCACACCAUUGGCAAACAUCUCAAACACCAUUACUAUAGCUGAUGAAAAUGGAUCGAAAAGGCUUGGUCCAAAUGUCGAUGCUAAGGAACGUAAGAGGCAAAGGGAAAGGGAAAGAUAUGCCGCGAUGACCGUUGAACAAAAAAACGAGAAAAGUAGAAAACGUCGUGAAGCAAGCCAACGAAAUAAAGGACCUCCUAUACAAACAGAGGGAUCUACAGUUAGUCUUUCAGAUGGCUGUAGCACAAUUGAUUUCACAAACUUUGCAACACAAGUUCCAAAUGUGAAUCGAGAUGAUGAUAGCGAUUGGUUGCAUAGGAAUGAGACAUUCAAGUCAGACGAUGUUUUCACAACAAGAGACCUUCUGACACCAGGCGGUGUGCAUGAAACUGUUGGUAACACGCCUAACCAUAAUUUGGGAAGGGCUGCCUACUUUAGAGAGCGGUACAAAAACUUAACUCCAGCCGAGAGGGAGCUUAAUCGUGAACGCCUUAGGUUGUAUAAUAAUACACCAAAGCGGAAAGGGUCAAAGAUAGAGUACAUAAGAAAACGUAGAGCACUGUUGGCUGACACAUUGAGUCAGGAGUCCAUCGCCAUGGAGUCCCCAACAUAUACCCCUGAGGUUGUACACCCUACAACAGAUGCAAUUGAACCUAAUGGAUCCGCUCUUACCCCCUGCGACUGGGUUAUCCCUGAUAUCGCCAGUAACCCGUUCCUACCAGCUUCAACACAGACCGAGGAUGCCGAUUCACUGCGUAUGUCUACUAGACCACUAAGACGUAAACAACAUGUGCCACGUGGUGAAAGACAAGCUAUCUUAGCCCAUCGAAACCGGCAAUUUGAAGCAUCCAUUUCAAGGAACAUGGCUACUGUGGCUGAGGAUAUCAUUAGUGACGCCGAGGAAGGGGAUGAUCGGACACAACCCCAUAUGACUGCAAAGAUCAACAACAAUGGUAAUUACUAUCAUUUUUAUCCCCCCCUUUUAUCCUGAAUGCCCAGGUAUUUUAUG